AUGGUUCAAGAUGCAUUUCCAUCUCAAUAUAAUGAUCAGGUUACAGAAGAUCCGAUGAAUGAGGCAUCGAAAAAGUUUUUCGAUCUAUUAGAGGCUGCAAACCAACCUAUUUAUGAUGGUUGUAAAGAAGGGCUUUCUCAACUAUCGGCUUCUGCUAGAUUGAUGGGGAUGAAGACGAGUUAUAAUCUUACAGAGAACUGCAUGAAUGAAGUUUGUCAGAUGCUGAAUGAUUAUCUUCCCCAAGGGAGAUUGAGUGGAAAAUCGAAAGAAAGAUGGUUAUCCGUCGAAGAAUGGCGUCAUGCUCACACAUAUGUGUUGUUGAAUUGUGAUGAAAUUCGACCAAUAGAAAGAGUAUUUGACGAGGAGACAAAGAGACUUAAUCCUGAUAUGAGUGAUGAAGAAUGUAUAGAUCUCAAAGAAUCAUCAUUUGCGGCAUGGUUACAAAAUUAUGUAUCUCAUUCUUCGGAGAAUUUUCCUAUUUGGAUACAAGAUUUGAUCCGGGGUCCAUCAAGAAUGGUGAAAUGUUGGCCAAUUAUGUUCACAAGAGGAUACACUUUCCAUACUUAUGCUCAUGAUUCAGAUCGAAAGACUUCCAACUAUGGGAUAUGUGUUAAAGGAGCAAAUUGUUGUGAUGUGGCUGAUGAACCAGACUUUUAUGGUAUCCUCCAAGACAUCAUGGUGUUAGAAUACCACGGUUAUAUUGGUUUGAAGAUGGUUAUAUUUAACUGUGAUUGGUUUGAUCCGACCAUUGGAAGGGGUAUGAGAAGAAAUGGAUCGGGCGGUUUUGAUAUCAACUUAUCCAAGUAUUCAAAAUACGAUCCGUUUAUCCUAUCUUCUCAAGCAGAUCAAGUAUGUUAUAUAAGUUAUCCAACGUCCAAACGACGUCGAGAUCAUUGGAGAGCUGUCAUUAAAAUUCAACCACGCGGUGUUGUUCGUGAAGAAGAAGGUUCAACCGAUAUCCCAUUUCAAGAAAGACGCAUUGAUGAUGAUAUUGGUCAACAAUUUCGUAUUACGUAUUCACAGAACGAGCAACUUGUUGUAUCAAAUUAA
Tarenaya hassleriana is the source of this 1050-nucleotide messenger RNA. RefSeq lists its product as uncharacterized. The coding region runs from base 1 to 1050 and encodes 349 amino acids. The transcript is spliced from 3 exons. NCBI's taxonomy places the organism in Eukaryota, Viridiplantae, Streptophyta, Magnoliopsida, Brassicales, Cleomaceae. The record is from RefSeq and is a predicted model, not a curated record.